AUGAAGCCAGCACUGGCGCUUCUCCUCCCUCUCUCCCUCCUCCUCCUCCUCCUCCAUGCCUUCCCCCGUCCUGCCACCGCCCUCUGCGUCCCUCGCAACUCUUCCAACCCGACCAACCUCGCGGCCCUCCCGCCACCUUCCGUCACUACCACCUCAAGCCCCGCGACGCCCUCACCAGCCCUGAAAUCGCCUUCAUCGUCCUCAAAUCCGUCACAGCUGCCGCCUUCCAAUACCACCCCAACCCCUGCGACACCCUCACUACCCUUGCAAUCGUCGUCACAGCCGUCGCAGCUGACACCCUCACCACCUGCCUUUUCGCAGCCCGCGGCCGCGGUCUCCACCCAAUUGUCCGCUCGCCACCCGCUUCUCAACCUGCUCCCCUUCGCCGGCGCCGUCAGCGCGCUGUGCGGCCACACGGACUACCCCGACGUGUGCGCCUCGUCGAUCCAGCCCCUCCCGCACCCGCCCGGCCUCGCCGGCCCCGCCGCCCUCCUGAAGCUGCAGCUGCAGGCGUGCCGGGAGCAGGCGGAGAAGGCGCAGGCGCACAUCGCGGCACUCGUCAGCCUCCCCGGCACGAAGGCGCGGGAUGCGAGCAGCCUCCAGGACUGCGACGACAACUACGACGACGUGAUCGACAACCUCGACGAAGCCGCGGCUGCCUUGGAGUCCAGGGACAAGGGUACGCUCAAAACCAUGCUCAGCGCCCUCGUCACCGACUUCUCCACCUGCGACGACGGGUUCGCGGAGAUUGCCAAGGUCUCGCCGCUGGCGGUCAUCGACGAGAUGCUCACCAAGUUGGCAAGCAAUUGCCUGGCGAUCGCGGCCUUGGUCUGA
Musa acuminata AAA Group (dessert banana) is the source of this 834-nucleotide messenger RNA. Its product is annotated as pectinesterase inhibitor 10-like. Gene Ontology annotation, biological process: negative regulation of catalytic activity. Lineage: Eukaryota; Viridiplantae; Streptophyta; Magnoliopsida; Zingiberales; Musaceae. The coding region runs from base 1 to 834 and encodes 277 amino acids. Gene Ontology annotation, molecular function: enzyme inhibitor activity. The record is from RefSeq and is a predicted model, not a curated record. The transcript has a single exon.